AUGGUGGCGCCACCAGCGCCCGUAUACGCUGCGCCGCCCGCCGCGCCCUGUGGAUGUGGCCCUUCCCUGCCGUGCGGUUGCCAAGCAGCAACCCCCAUAUAUGUCACACUCCCAGCACCUCCCCCACUCUGUGUCACACCACCUCCUUUACCUCCGAUGUACAUUGAAGUGCCCCUUCCGCCGCCUAUUACUGUAUCACCGCCCCCGUUACCUCCGAUGUGUAUCUCGCCUCCACCACUUCCUCCGAUGACUAUUGCACUACCGCCGCCUCCACCUAUGACAGUUUCUCCUCCACCCUUACCUCCGAUGUGCGUUACACCUCCUCCUCUCCCACCUAUGAGCGUAAGUCCGCCAAUGCCGCCACCAUUGAUUUUGGAACUGCCUCUUCCGCCUCCGAUAGUGAUAGAAUUGCCGGCUCCUCCGCCGAUAGUAGUUCAGCCGCCGGCGUUGCCCCGAGUGAUGGUACAACCUCCGCCGUUGCCGCCGAUGUCAGUUCAGCCUCCCUGUCCACCGCCUAUGAUGGUACAGCCGCCAUCUCCGCCGCCAAUGUGCAUCCAGCCUCCGGCACCGGGCCCGGUGACCUUGCAGCCGCCGUGUCCCGAGCCGUUAUACGUGCAGCCACCACAGCCGUGUCCCAUGACUAUCCAGCCUCCGCCGCUGCCGCCUAUAUGCGUGCAGCCACCUCCACCUCCGUCGAUGUACAUUCAGCCUCCAGCGCCCGAGCCUUUCUGCAUCCAGCCACCUGCGCCCUCCCCCGUCUGCUUCCAGCCUCCGCCUCCACCUCCUAUAUGUUGCCUGGCGUCACCUCCCGGCUGUGACUGUUUAGCCGCUGCUCUGCCAUCACCAAUUUAUUUAUAA
Molecule: messenger RNA, 858 nt
Organism: Papilio polytes (common Mormon)
Lineage: Eukaryota; Metazoa; Arthropoda; Insecta; Lepidoptera; Papilionidae
Product: leucine-rich repeat extensin-like protein 3
Exons: 1
Coding region: 1-858 (285 amino acids)
Source: RefSeq, a predicted model, not a curated record